UCUUUUUGCUCUUUUGCAGAAAGCGCACCAGAGGAAUUCUACAAGCGGUUUCCUGCCGUAGACAUGCCACCACCAGGCACGCUGUCCUUCCCACCCAUGGGGCUGCAUCAGAAAGACACAACUACCCUGCAGGAUGGCUACCCCCUGGUCGGCUUGGCCACACCUGGGCAGAAGGCAAAAGUGGUGAAAACCAACGCGCACACCCUGGCAGCCAGCCCUGGCUUCAAGGGAGGCUGGGACCCUAGCCACCACCAUCACCACCCUGACAUCCGCCGACAGGUCUAUGCCACCAAGCGCCAGUUCAGUAUUGAGAAGCUGCCUGAGGUCUUCAGCCAGACGCCGUCCCACUAUGUCCCUCCCCAGCGGCACUUCUCCACCAAUAGCAAGACUGAGGUCACCGUCUAAAAAGGACCUUCA
Alligator sinensis (Chinese alligator) is the source of this 417-nucleotide messenger RNA. Its product is annotated as protein shisa-9-like. Bases 64 to 405 code for a protein of 113 amino acids. The record is from RefSeq and is a predicted model, not a curated record. The transcript has a single exon. Gene Ontology annotation, cellular component: postsynaptic membrane; AMPA glutamate receptor complex; dendritic spine membrane. Lineage: Eukaryota; Metazoa; Chordata; Crocodylia; Alligatoridae. Gene Ontology annotation, biological process: regulation of AMPA receptor activity; regulation of short-term neuronal synaptic plasticity.